Messenger RNA from Trichoplusia ni (cabbage looper), 7906 nucleotides. RefSeq names its product zinc finger FYVE domain-containing protein 26 homolog (gene Sptz). The record is from RefSeq and is a predicted model, not a curated record. Gene Ontology annotation, cellular component: midbody; centrosome; lysosomal membrane. Lineage: Eukaryota; Metazoa; Arthropoda; Insecta; Lepidoptera; Noctuidae. Gene Ontology annotation, molecular function: metal ion binding; phosphatidylinositol-3-phosphate binding. Bases 206 to 7111 code for a protein of 2301 amino acids. Gene Ontology annotation, biological process: double-strand break repair via homologous recombination; regulation of cytokinesis; mitotic cytokinesis. The transcript is spliced from 16 exons.
UCUAAUUAAAAAGUUUAUCUGUCAAAGUGUUGUCGACUGGGUACAUACUUUGUGCUAUUUAUUUUUAACAAAGAUACUAGUUUCUAAAUAGCUAACGAUAUUAUAACCCUAAUACUCAUAUCAAAAGUUAAAUUAUUUGUUUAAAAUGUUUUUACCUGGAUAGCUGUUAAAACUUAUGAAGUAGAAGUUAUAAUUAGAUUACAAAAUGAAGGAAGAGGAGUUGACAUAUAUAUUAAAUCUGCUUGAUAAGCUAACAGGAGAAAUUUAUGAUGAAAUUAUACAACUGCACUAUGACAUUGAAGAAUCCAAACCAUGCAAGGAGUUCAGCAAUGAAACAAUAGAGUUUAUAAAAGUGAACUUAAAAAACAAUCCUGUGACCACAUCUACAAUCCUAUCUUACAUACAACAACAUGCUCAGAGCGACGAUCCUAAUGUCAACAAAAUACAGACCCUUUAUCUGGACAUCUUGAAAUAUGAGCUGAGCGAAACCAACUCUAUUGAUAGGCUUAUAACUUUGAUAUCACUAGUGAGAUGGAAAGAGCCCCUCUUGCCGCAAUUCAUCACACAAAUUCUACAACCAAUCUCUGAAGAACAUUAUAGGCAAUAUAGAAAGCAAAUCCUGCUUUCUCUUAUACCUCAUGAGAGACCCAACCUUUUACACGUUGCCUCAGAGUUGAUGCAGAAAAAUGAGCCACAGAAAGAGUUUAAACUCACUCCAGAAUAUAUGCUCGAACUAUGUUACCAGGACAGGACACACUGGCUGCUGAAAGCUGCCCAGGUGUACAAACAACAGGUGCAUGACAUGAAGAAUGUCACUUUCAAAAUCAACAACUUCACUAAGCAGAUUCUCAUCAUGGUGCUCAUAGAUCUCACAAACAGUCCUGAAACAUUUGAUCUAACAUCUCUAGUGCAUCAGCUCACCAACAUAUUCUCAAUUUUAGAUACAUAUACAACAGCUGAUAACCAGCUACAAUUUUAUAUAACUGAAGUGAAAAGAGAAUUGACAAUAAUCAAAUUCUGUUUAGAAAACAAUUGUAAAAUUAUGACCACUUCUAUUUUUAGUCAGCUAUUGGCACAGAGUGCUCUGGCGGUGAUAUCUCAAGUAUGUAGACUUUCUAAAGUAGAUAGAUAUAAAGUCUCAAGACUUUUAAAUACGAAUAAUGAUUUUAUUGCCGAGUUAAAAACUUUGAAGAAUAAAUCUAACAUUAAAGUUCAGGAUAAGUAUUGCUCUAACUGGGAUGUUAUGACAUAUAACAGUUACUGUGCUAUAACGAAGAUUAUAGAUACAAUAGUGAACUCGUCUGAAGGUGUUGAGAAUGCCCAGGACACUGUAUCAUCCUUGGACGAAUUAAAACGCCUAGUCUUAUCUAUACAGCCCCCACAGAGCUGUAUUGAAGUGAUCGAGAAUAUUUUCUCAUGUCUUUUCUUGAGAUAUGAAUAUUUUUCGUGUCACGAGCACAGUCAGGACUAUCCCUGCGGUGCACACUCAGAUUGUUCAUAUUUUUACGCAAAAAAGCAGACAACAAAUUCAAAAACCGGUAAUAAUAAUACUUCGGGCUUUAUGUGUAACUCUUACACAACUCAGCUAGUAUUAAAUACAUUGAAGCUAUGUUUAGAGAAGUUGGAAGAAAAGUCGGAAGUUUUGGACAAUGAACAGGAGAUAUCAUUGAGGCUCAAAAAGUUGGUGAAGGUGGUGAACCAUUCUAUUUGGAAGCUGCAGUUAGUGUCGACGUUGUCUCCCGACACUAGCCCGUUGCCAUUGAAGCUUUGUUUAGACUAUGUCGAAGUGGACGAGAGUAGUGAAGACGAAGCUCGAGAGAUGGACCUUAAGGCUUUCAGGAAAAAACCGAAAACUCGAAGGAGGAAUACCAACGCAAAACACGAUGUCGACCAAGUUAUGUUCGCGUCAACUGUGUCUGACGAAACAUAUCCAUCUAAAAGAGGCAACGGCAUAGAUUUCAUAUCAAUCAUGCUGGCAAAACCUACAAGCCUCGUCGCUCUUGCACUGUACCAUAAUGACUUCUCCAAAGCCAAUCAGAUUUUAGAGAUGUUUGACCUAGCGGAUUCCGAAAUAGCUACGGAAGUAACAUUUACGGAACACCUGCGUAACUUGAUAGCGAAGAUAAAAAAUAUAAUUUACUAUAGAGAUGACACUCGUUACCCAACCAAAGAACUAUCAGCUUUAUCUGUCGUGUCCACGGAGGUCAUGGGGCUCGUUGAAGGGUUCCUGGCCUCGAAUAGGGCUCCAAACUCCUUCGAUAUCAUAGAACUUGGAGCUCGACAUCCGCACUUGCAAUUAUACAAUCACCAAAACGCCCCCUUCAUAAACGCAGUCGAUAUAUUACUGAGUAGUGGACUGAACCGCGAGAUCACUUACGGACUGAUAAAUGUCGUGGAGAGAAAGCUCGCAGAAGUAAGAAGCUGCACCGAUAUCGCAGCAGUCAAAAAAACCAACUACAUACGCUUCGUCGAAGACAUUGCCAGCGUCACAUUCGAAAUCUUCGGUAACACUGAAAAGUCUUUUAGCUUUAUCGACAACAUCUGUGGACUGAUCACAGAUUGUCGCAUCCCUGUUAAACAUAAAGAGUUUUGUAAACUAAAUCAACUCUCUAAAGAACUGAGGCAGUCAUGCGAGGACUUGGUAGACAUUGUGUCUUCGAAUGAAACCGUGGAGCUAGACCCUAACUUACUUCAGAAAUACCACCAAAUUUAUAUGAACGUAGUUGCUGCGUCAGAUAAGGAUAUAUGCAAUAUAUCAGAAGUCUCGCGCCAAGGUAGCAGAAAAGCCAGAAUACCAUACCUAAGGAUGUGUUACAUGUACUGUAAGACUGUGUCUCAACUGGAACAAGAAGACAAUCGUUCUGUUGACAGCGGUUCAGAGACGCCAUAUUUCUCAGUCCUCGAACGACAACUUCACGACAUAUUUGGUAAUAUGAUAAAUAACAAAGAAAUCCCAGUCACUAAUCUGGAACCAAUAUGUAAAAAGUUAAAUGUCAAUCUCAUACCAAAGCUUAUAUUAAACUUCUGUCCGUCCAUCACACUGGCUGGGCCGCAAAAAGAAGCAAGCGAAGUGAACUUCAACAAUCUGCUUCACGUCGUAUAUGACUUUAAGAAUCCGGAAGAAAACUUGUUCCUGGACCCAGUUACGAAUUUCGCCCCUCUACCACGAUCUCCUGACCCGCAGUGCCUUACGUACGUCGUUCUACAUAACUGGGUCUUAGCUCAUAUCAUCAAGAAGAUUCAUACUUCCCAUAACGAAAACAGUCUGCAACAGAGCAUGGAUGCUCGUACCAAAUGCUUGAACAAUUACAUGGAGUUGGAGAGAUUCAAUUGCACGAAAUAUUUGUUCGGUGGCAAUAAAUAUCUGGCGUCUCUUCACACGACUGUUGAUCUUGACAAGUUGUUUUUGUUCAUGCCUCAAUUGAUUGAAUCUGGAAAAAUCCUUAAAUGUCUUAACAUAAUAGACUCUCUCUCAGAACGUCAGUUGGCUUGUAGUGCGAACUUGUCGAAUUUGAGAGAUUUAAUACUUUUUAAACUGGCAACAAAUCCAAAAAUACCGAACAAUUGGAAGUAUUGCCAGUUUCUGAAAUGUCCCGACUUGAAAGUGGACUUAAUAUUGAAUAACUUGAGUGUAUGGUCGGCGGAUGGCGCGUUAGAAGUGUUGGACUAUCUUCGUUUCCUUUUAAACCAAGAUCUAUUAGACGAUGGAUUAUAUGAAAAAUGUUCGGAUUGGAUAGUGAAAAUACCCUUGUAUGACCAGAUAGCAGCAAUAAUGGGCUCAAAUCAUUGGUACGACAUCUAUGAAAAAUCAAUAGAAAACCCGGAGAGUGUCAUCGAAGUCCUUAUGGAUAGUCAGCAGUUCAAACUAUGUUUGGAAUGGGCCGACGCACAUGAAGUAUCAGAGAACAUGAAAAAUCUCAUUGUGAUGAACUUAUUAAGACAAUUGUUCGAAUAUACAAAUCAGGCAACACCAGAGCUUGUAAGCCAGCUACUCCUACGCUUACCAACUUCUCAAGCCAUGGACCUCAUUCAGGACGAGAUGUCUAAAGUUCGAAAUGUGGAAAUACUCCAAGUCUGUGUAGAUUUCGUCUCUGGAAACUCCUUCGAUUGGAAAUCAUUUGAAAACAUUAAAAUAGGACUCCAAAUCAUGCUAGAAAUAGACCCGAACUGGCGGCAUAUGUUCUGGGACCUCAUAGAAAGUCCGUUGCUUAUGCUCGAGCAAUUCUUAAUGAAUGCAAAGCUGGACGUGCUUGCUAACAUUGUGAACAAGAUUUCUCCGAGCCUGAAGAAAGACCCCACUGGAGACAAUCUCUACUACAAUAUAAAGUCGAUUGAAAGUCUAGUCAUAUCCCGGAAUGCCGUUGAUGCGUUAUUGAGAUUUUACGCUGAAAAGGCUCUAGACAUGAGGAAUCCAAGAAACGUCUGUCCAGCGCCUCCGAAACCUUCUGAUGACUCGUUGUUACAAUCUAUAGAUUCGAUCAAUAUUGAGGCGGCGAACAAGCCUUUUGUGAUGCCAGAACAAGUACCAAGCAAAGAGCAAUGGGCAGAGGACUACUCGACAGACCGAUGCAUGUUAUGCCAUGCGUCGAUGUUCUCCAUGAUCAUCCGCAGACACCACUGCCGUCGCUGCGGUCGCCUUGUAUGCCAUGCGUGUUCGAGACACAGGAUGCAUGUCCCGACGUACCCAAGUGGAGUAAAAUUUCGAGUUUGCGAUGACUGCUACACACAGACAAUGAAUAAGAAGGCUAAUUCCGAUCAGGAUAUGAUGCUCAGUAGUAAUUCUGAUUCGGCGGGCAGCGGGGUCACCUGCAUGGACUGGUGCCUGUCAACAAACGCUAAUAGGAACGACGCUGUUCGGACCGAGUUCAGUUAUGAGUUUACCCCAAAUGUGACGCUCUGUCUUUCUAUUAUGAAGAUGCAUUCGAUUAACUUAGAUUAUCCAAGGUUCCUGUUAGACCGCAGUGAUGAGGUGGCACGGGAGUUGUCGCACGGUGGUGAUGCUCGUCUGCUGGUGAGAGCCAGGCGGUCUCUGCUACUCGCCGCCGCAGAACUCUACUCCAGAACUCCACAUGAAUCUACGGGUGCGGGUGGUCGUAUAGUGGUGGCCGAGACGGGCGCGCUUCACGCCGCGCGUUGCCUCGCCCACGCGGACGCUAUGGCCACGCUCGUCACACAUCAAGCUCAACACCUCGUACCACACCAUGGAGCGCAUCCUAGUCAAAUCGUGAGAUCACUCCUCGAAGCCGAAAAAUGGGAAUUGGCGCUAGAAAUAGCAACAAAAUCAGGUCUGCCAAGGAACAGCGUACUAGCCGCAUGGGGCAAAGCGUGUCUCAAAGCUGGUUGUUUCAAACAAGCUCGGGAGAAAUUUGCGCAUUGCUUCAAAAAUGCCUUAAACGUGUGUGCGGAGGUAACAGAAGAUUGCGAAUUCGGUAAAGAAGCGUCUGAAUCUCAGUUUGUUAAUAGAAGGCUGAAUAAUAUGAGGUACUCGGAGCGGACGAGUUCUAUGUCAAGUGUGCAGUCUGAUGGCCGGCCGCGGUCCAACCCGCCACUGCUGAACGAGAUUAUAAGCAUGCUUGAAGAUAUGAACUACCCUGUUAAUCAACAGCUGUUGAACAAAGCUGAAACUAUUAAGUCCACAAACGAGAAACUAACAACAAUGAACACUAACAAAAAGAAGAUACAACUCAGCGAACCGGCUCUCAACAUCAUGCACACUCUAGCAAGCGUCAAGAAGAUCAAACAAGGGGACUACAGCGACUUCCAAACAGCUGUCAUCCCCCCCAAGAAGAGCCUCGCUCAAGGCCUAUUGAGACGGAACAACAACCACACCGAACCAAAAAUAGACCACCAACACAAAAGACUCGACCCCUUCUUCUACAAAGAGUGUGUUUUCUACCUCACCAACUACGGUUCCCAUACGGCAAAUAUUGCCUUUUACAUGAAGCAUAGCAACUUGAGCGAGGUCAUUCGGUAUUGUUAUGAUAAUCUGGUUGAUAAGGAGACGUUCACCGAAUCUGUGUAUAUGGAGUGCUUGAAGAAGGAUAAGGUUAAUGACCUGUUGAAGGCCAUGAGCGAUAUUGAUUCUACGCUUGAUAUGUGGGCGGAGUACAUAAUGCACAUCUGCCGCACGCUGGAGAUGUCCCGGCGGCUGGAGGCGUUGUACGCGGUGCAGUGCGGCAGCGGGCAGGCGGCGCGCGCGGCCGCCACGUGCGCGCUGCUGUACGCGCGGCCCGCGCCCCCGCCCGCGCCCGCGCCCCCGCCCGCGCCCGCCGCGCCCCCGCCCGCGCCCCCCUCGCGCACCUUCACGGCGCUGCAGACGCGCCAGCACCACCUCAGCGCCGCGCUGCACCACCUCGCCAACUGCGUGCCCGCGCCGCUCAAAACGAGCGACUCCAGAUCAUUCCAUUUCAACUUGGACAAAGCGACAAUCGACAACCUCAUGACGACAAUCACGCGACAAAUCGAGUUAGCGAAGUUCCUGGCGGCGUGUGAGGCUAGCGGCCGACUGACGGAGAAAGUACUGAACGAGGCGAUACCCAUACAGAACCCGCGCAAAGACACCGACACGCCGGACUACAGACCGCUGACACUGUUCGGAUCUAAUACAGAUAAGAUAAGACUCGUUGCCGUCGUGCUAGCCAGUGGGCCCACCAUAGAGGUUGGAUAUGAAUUGGCUAUCAAGAUAAUAACUGAACAUAAGUUGGACUCGAUGAACAUUUACAUACACGUCGCAAGAUUUCUGGUCCAUUCUGACAGAUUCAUGGAAGUUAAAACUCUGGCGAAGUGUAUAAGGGCGUCCAAAGAAACGGCGGCAAGUUUGAUGAGCGAUCAAGUAUUGGAGUCGGGCGUCAGCGCAGUGGUGUCUCGCUGUGAAUCACGGGGACUAUUGUACGACGAACAGGCUGAAAUCCUCAUUAGCGAUAUACACAGCGUUACUAUUAAGAUAUCAUGUUACCUAGUAUGUCACAACGUGAGCAGCGCCUACAUUCUAGCCGCUCGCAACGACCGGACGAACGAUCUACGUAGAGUGUUGCAGGAGGCUGAGCGACUUGGAAAUGAUCAAGUCAGAAACGCUUGCCUCAAACGACUCACAUCCAAAAAUGUACUGUGAUGCCAUAAAGCAGUCAGGGCUUCAGAUAUACGCUUUUUAAGCGCUGACUAUCGCUAUUAGCCGCGCUUUUGGGAGGAAAAUUAAAGCUUUAAGCGUUACAGUUGCGCUUGUUUUGAAUUAAUGACCUUACAAGCGCGAAUUGUUUACGCAACAUCGGAAAUAAGAGCUAUCAUGUUACUAAAAAGAUUUGUUACGACUCAGUUUAUAAACUGUUUAUUAUAUUGCAAAUGUAAAAUGGAAUUUAUUAUUUAGUUGUUGAAUCUACUUGUAUGCUCGAAAAUGAAAAAUAAUAAGGUACUUUCAAAAUUCUUUAUAAACUAUAUGCAAUUGCUUUAAAGCACUUUGAACAAAAAUAAAUUAAUGUGUAAGACAUGUAAAUUGGCGUAAACUUUUUAUACCUAGAAGUUGGGCGCAUGUGAAGCCCAAUGUAGAUUUUUAUAUUAUACUUGGGCAUACUGGUGCAAUAGCAAUGCCUGCAUUUUCAAAUGUGAUAUUAUGACGAUUUAUAUGUAUUUGACAUGUUUAAAUAGAUCUUGUUUUACUAUGACUGAUUGCCAGCUUAUAAUUUGUAAUCAGUAUUAUUUCUAUGGGUGUUCAUUGGAAAAUGUUUUUAUAAGAGAGAAUAUAAAUAUAUUUUGCUAAAAGGUGAUAUGAUAUAACCCAUCAAGUUAUGCUAAAUUAAAAUCAGUAAUUAUUUCAUUGUAUUAACUACAUAAUGUAUUGGUCUCAUAUUGUGAUAUCAGAUUGUUAACACAUAAUCUUCAUUCAUAUUAAAAAUAAAGUCAAGUUUUAUUA